Molecule: messenger RNA, 1940 nt
Organism: Episyrphus balteatus (marmalade hoverfly)
Lineage: Eukaryota; Metazoa; Arthropoda; Insecta; Diptera; Syrphidae
Gene: org-1
Product: T-box transcription factor TBX1
Exons: 8
Coding region: 161-1717 (518 amino acids)
Biological process (GO): positive regulation of DNA-templated transcription; regulation of transcription by RNA polymerase II; cell fate specification
Cellular component (GO): nucleus
Molecular function (GO): DNA-binding transcription factor activity, RNA polymerase II-specific; RNA polymerase II cis-regulatory region sequence-specific DNA binding
Source: RefSeq, a predicted model, not a curated record
GUUCAAUUUGAGUGAUAAAAAAUAUUGAAAUUAGUUUGUUGAUUUAGCAACAAUAAUUGUGUUGUUUGGUUCAUAAUUUUAAAUAAUUUAAAGACUUUUAUUUGUUGUUGUUGUUAAAUAAUUUGAGAUUUGAGUUGAUUGAAAGAUUAUCUAAUAAGGAAUGCAUCAGACGGCAUAUCGUCGAGCAAUGGCAUCAGAUUGCACUUCUAUGGUAGCUUCUAUGUCACCAUUUAUUGAUAAUGGAUUAAAUGCUGGUUUUACGGAAUGUUGUUACACUGCAACGGAUUAUUGGUCUGGAUCUUAUGGAAGUAGUGCUAUAAGCCCUAUGAAACAAAUUGAAGCCUGCAUUCAAACAGCAGGAAAAGAUCGAUCAUCAUACAAACCACUUGAACACAUAGCAAUCAAUUCCAAACAUCCUGAAGAAACUUCUACCUGCCAAGAUAAUAAUCGGACAAACAAUGAAAAUAUUAACAGUAAUGGUACUAAUGGAAAGAAGUUCAAAUCAAAAAAGGAUACAAAUAAAAAUGAUGAAAUCGUUCACCCGUCUGUAGCUCAAGCUGUUGUCAUCCUUGAAACCAAACAACUGUGGGAUAAGUUCCACGAACAAGGAACUGAAAUGAUCGUUACAAAAACCGGAAGACGAAUGUUUCCAACCUUUCAAGUUCGAAUUGGUGGCCUUGAUCCUCAGGCAACGUACAUUAUGAUGAUGGAUUUUGUUCCAGUUGAUGAUAAACGAUAUCGAUAUGCAUUCCACAAUUCCAGUUGGGUUGUUGCGGGUAAAGCUGAUCCCAUUUCCCCGCCACGCAUCCAUGUCCAUCCGGAUUCUCCAGCGCCCGGCACUAAUUGGAUGAAACAAAUCAUUUCAUUUGACAAACUCAAACUCACAAAUAAUCAACUUGAUGAGAAUGGCCACAUAAUAUUGAACUCGAUGCACAGGUAUCAGCCAAGAUUCCACAUUGUCUACCUACCGCCUAAAAAUACAUCUCUGGAUGAGAAUGAACACGCCAGCCAUUUUCGCACUUUCGUCUUUCCGGAAACAUCGUUUACGGCGGUCACUGCCUAUCAAAAUCAGAGAGUUACUCAGUUAAAAAUUGUCAGUAAUCCGUUUGCUAAGGGAUUCAGAGAUGACGGAACAAAUGACGUAACAUCCAGCAACAUGAGUAUAACCCAGAUGAACCACGAAAAUCAUAAUCGUAUGAAACAGCAACAACAACAACAACAACAUCAGCCACAAUUAAAUCAAUUGAAGCACUCAUCGAAGGAUUCGAAUUUAGAGUUAGAUGCACAUCAAAAUGCAUUGCAAGUGACAGCUCCUCUUCCACCCUCAACCACUACCCACAACCACAAUAAUGCCUCACCCGAAUUAGGAUAUCAUUGUAGCAAUGGUAUAAAAACUGAUGCUACAUCUGCAGCUGCGGCUGCCUCGACAGCAACCCUCAACAGUACCCAAAUGAAUAGUCUGGCGACAAACGCGACCAAUAUAUACUCCGCCAUCGGGCAAUCCUACACUAGCGAGAGCAGCAACUUUGGAGCGAUCUAUCAUCACAAUCAUCACCAUUUGUCUCAUGGCCAUGGAUAUGGCAAUCCGUAUGAUAAAAUAAAAGUGCCAGGUCAUAUGCGUCAGACGAAUCCCUACAGUACGUAUCAGAGUUUCUAUGGCAGUCCUCAUCAUCAGAUGGUGAGACCCAAUGGAUACAUUGACUUGGUUCCAAGGUGAUUUGGGAUAUCUUUUUUUGUCUCUUAUAUUAUUUGUAUUAUUAUUUUUGUCAUAUUUAUUUUUAAAUAACAUAACUUGUAUUCAUUUUAUUGAAAUUUUGAUAUAAUUUUUGAAAAUUUUGUGUCCCAAUUACUUGGCUUUUAACAUUUUAUUAUGGUCGUUUAGUUUGAUUAAGAAAAAAAUAAAUAAGUUAAAUUUUAUGCAGGUAGAUUCUUUGAUGAUA